Exophiala oligosperma is the source of this 1233-nucleotide messenger RNA. RefSeq lists its product as uncharacterized. The record is from RefSeq and is a predicted model, not a curated record. Lineage: Eukaryota; Fungi; Ascomycota; Eurotiomycetes; Chaetothyriales; Herpotrichiellaceae. Bases 1 to 1233 code for a protein of 410 amino acids. Gene Ontology annotation, molecular function: zinc ion binding; ubiquitin protein ligase activity. The transcript has a single exon.
AUGGACCCUGACGACGAAGAGGAUCUCACCAUCCUCCUCCUGCUCCUGCUGGUACUUCUUCAUCAGCAGCAAGAACCAAGAAGAAGAAGACGCUGGGAAAUGGCAGAGGAUGGAGUGCCCGUAACCCGAGUCGCGCCGCGAGGGGCCGUGACAAAGCCCAAGGCCAGACCUAGUCAGGGGGAGACCGCGUCCCUUUCAGCCUCAGCUGCCGCUCGCUUACUACAAGAGCAGGAGCGGGAGCAGAAGGAGCAGAGUCAGUACGCACGAGAUCGAACGAGAAAAUGGGUCGAGUCACUCGCUCGAGAUCGCCCGCAACCCGAGGCGAGUUCACGGGAUCCGAAGACGCCUCUCACGAGUACCAUCCCGACUCCUUCCUCCCAACCCGUCACUUCGAAGCAAGGUCCGCAACUCAACAGCAACAACGACAACAGCAAGAGCCAAAAGCAAGAGACGCAGCCCGGCAACAAUACCCACACCAAGCAAGGCAAAAGGCCACAAGCAGAGAAGCGGUCAAAAAGAUUUCGGAGUAAACCUCCCGUGUCAUUUCAAGUCAAGCUGGAGCGAUCACGGUACCAACGGAUGAUCGUCCUGGACCGCAGGCGCACCGUAAAGGACGGUGCCCCCUGCGAGCAUCUGGACAUCGUGGGGUCGACCGGCAACGUGUACGAGGUCGUCAUCGGCCGCACGCCGGACUGCAACUGCCCGGACGCCCUCAAGGGCAACGAGUGCAAGCACAAGGUCUACGCCAUGCACACGGUCCUCAAGGCCCCGGAACAUCUCCAGUACCAACGGGGACUCCUCACCAGCGAACUCGAGGAGAUUUUUGCGCGUGCACCCCCGAUCCCCUCAGAGGUCGGGAGCGCCGCGGACGACUCCUCGACGACAAAGGGCAACCGCAAGCCCACCGAGGGCGAAUGUCCCAUCUGCUACAUGGACCUCGAGCCAAAGAACAACAGACUGGUGUGGUGCAAGGCACAGUGCGGCCACAACCUGCACAGGUCGUGUUUUGACCAGUGGGUCGCCAGUAUGCCGGGCAAAGAGGUGCGCUGUGUGUACUGCCGCGCCACCUGGGAGGUCGACGUCGGUGACGCCGAUGCCGUCAAGAAAGCCGGACAGCCUGGUGCGGACGGAUACGUCAAUGUCGCAGACCAGUUUGGCAUGUCGACCGCGAGAGAUUAUUCGAGCUACCACCAACCCUGGGUGCGAAGACAGUUCGGUGGUGCUGCAACCUGA